Molecule: messenger RNA, 1238 nt
Organism: Entrophospora candida
Lineage: Eukaryota; Fungi; Glomeromycota; Glomeromycetes; Entrophosporales; Entrophosporaceae
Source: the annotation of a GenBank genome assembly
AAGCGUGCUUAGGAUUAAGUGAAAGAAUAGUUAAUAUUGUAAAGCAUCCACAUCCACUUGUAGAUUUAUCUGGAAAAAAUAUUAAUGUUAAAGAGAUGAAAAAAAAAACAAAAACUUUAAGAGAGAUUCUUAAUUCUUUAGCCAAAAGUGAAGCAAAUUUACCUUGUUUUAACUGGAUUUCAUAUCAUAAAACUCUUAGCAAUGAGACCAAAGCUAAAGUUGAAAUAUUACAAAAUUCAGGACUUCACGUGUGCCAUUAUCAGGAAAAUGGAGGUGAUUUAGCUAUACAAGACUGGGUUGCUGUUCAUGUUGUAGCUAUGGAUGCUUUUGCGAAUGAAUCGACUUUAACCUUUUUAAGACAAUAUCAAGGUAGAGAUAUACAAAUUUUUGAUAACAAGUAUCAGACACAUAAAGGUGAAUCUGUAAAAAUUCUUUAUGGCCCAGACAAAAGAUCAGAGGCUAUGCGUAAAGGACUUUGGAUGCUUCAAGAAGAUGUUUCACCUAUCUUGACACGUGUUUAUUUUGGUCAAAUGGAUGGAAAACAACGUCAAGAGGAUUUUGCUGAUAUUAAUUCUACCUGGAGUGGUCAUGAUUGCAUAAUUUAUACAAGCACUGUGGAAGCUGGUAUCUCCUUUGAAGUUCCUAAUCAUUUUGAUGCAAUUAUAGCAAUUAGUAACAUCAAUACAGGAGUUCAUGUUGAAGCUUUUGCACAAAUGCUUUGUCGAAUUCAUCCAAAUCAUGACCUUAUUUGCGCAGAACUUUCAGCCUUAAGACCUGGAGACUUACCAGUUGCUAUAAAGGGAUGUCGUGAAUGGAACAAAAUUGCUGAUUGUUAUGCUCUUGACUCAUCACAAGCGGUAGAAACUUAUAUAAAGGUUGAAUAUCAGAGACGCUUAUCAGCCAAAUAUUUUCUCGAAAUUCUUUGCAGUCUUAUCGCUAGAGUUGCAAAAAAAAUCGAAGUUACUGAUGCAGAAUUAAUAGCCAAUUCUCCAGAUAUUGGUCCCAAUGAAGCUGAAUUACUUAAGCAGAUUCCUACACAUUUAUUUGCUGAUAAUAUGAUUCUGCAACGAUAUUAUUUAUGGAGAACAUAUGCUUUGGGUGAUAUUGGAGAUAAAGAUGACAUUCAAGAUUGGGGUAUGGAUCAUACAGACUGGACUAAACUCUGUGAUACAGAUUUUGUAAAAAAUUUUAAUAGUCCUGAACCUUUACAACAUUUUAGAAGACUUGCUUAUUUCUGA